This is a messenger RNA of Pectinophora gossypiella (pink bollworm), 5226 nucleotides long. RefSeq names its product chaoptin-like. Gene Ontology annotation, cellular component: extracellular matrix. The transcript has 6 exons. The record is from RefSeq and is a predicted model, not a curated record. Bases 207 to 3911 code for a protein of 1234 amino acids. Gene Ontology annotation, molecular function: protein binding. NCBI's taxonomy places the organism in Eukaryota, Metazoa, Arthropoda, Insecta, Lepidoptera, Gelechiidae.
GGACGUACCUUUUGCGCCUUCCGUACGGCUACUACGAUCUGUCUGAAUAACUUUAAAAUGAACGACCUACACCAACCGCGUACAGUGCGCCAACCCAGUGACUGAUGAAGCACCAGAAUAUUGUUUCGCGUAGUUUCUAAGCGUAAAACUUUGGAUUUAUAAAGAAUUGUGGUGAUUAUGAGAUGUGAUUUAAAGUAACAACUCUGAUGGUGUGGAGCGAUGGUAGCGCGCGAUGGGCGCUGCAGCGGGCCUGGCUGGCGGCAUGCCUGCUGGUGGGCGCGCUGGCCCCGGAGAGAGUGGAGCCCUGCGCCGGCAGCCCGCUCUGCUCGUGCCGGCCCGCGCACAUGUCCUGCAUCGCCGUGCCGCUGCACCGGUUCCCAGAAUGGCCCCGGAUAGAGUUACAACAUCUGGACAUCAGCAUGUCCAACUUGGAAGUAAUCUCAGAGAGUGCACUCGACGGAUUGCGAUUACAGACUUUAGUACUAGUAGCUAACAAAUUACAUUACAUCGAACAACACGCGUUUACUUCCAUGGCUGCCACGCUAGCCUCCCUAGACCUCGGUUACAACGAAUUCACUGAAAUACCGCAACAAGGUUUGAGAGACUUAAAAGUUUUAAACUGGUUAAAUCUGCAGAACAACAACAUCGCACAGGUUGGGACCGACAUAAAAUGGCAUCACUUGGAAGAAACUUUAACGAGUUUAUCUUUGAGCAACAAUCAGAUAACGCAGUUGAAGCCUCACGCGCUGAUGUCUCUUUAUCAUCUUGUACAAUUGGAUCUUGAAGGAAAUCAUCUACGGACCAUCAGCUCAGACGCAUUUCCACCUUCCCUAUCCAUCCUGAAAUUAUCCAAUAACUUCCUACACGAUGUUUCGUGUGAUUUAUAUUUUAAUCUGCCCAGACUUCAAUCUAUACAUCUAAGACACAACACAAUUACGUUCGACAGAAAUUCAAAUUGCCCAGAUAACAAAACCAGGAAAAUUGAGAAGUUGGAUUUGAGCAACAAUAAAAUUAAUGAUACAACGCAAAUAUCUGUUCUUAGACAAAUUCAAAUUAGGCAAAUAAUUCUAGAUUUUAACGAGCUAUCCGUGAUACCGAAGUUAGUCUACGUUAACAAUAGAGUGGAGAGGUUGUCGGUGUCGUUUAAUAAUAUAGUAUUUAUACAUCGCGACGUGUUCCUGUCGCUGAAAAACUCGCUGGAGCGUUUGGAAGUGGAGCACAACAAAUUGUCGCAGCUGGGGGACAGCUUGAGUCAGGUGGCGCGCCUCCGCCAUUUAUCUCUGGCCUACAACCGGCUGGAGGAGUCGCCGGCGCUCCCGCCCCGCAUCCAGACACUCUCGCUCGCCGGCAACUUUUUAACUUCAAUACCCUCCGCACUUCAAACUCUCGAACCCGGCUCCAUUCGCUAUCUCGACUUAAGCUACAACAGGAUAUCUAAUUUGUUACCUAACGAAUUCCUCGACUGGUCCACCUCCCUCGGGACUAUCAACUUGAGAGGUAACAGGAUCUCACAGAUUUAUAAGAACGUUUUUCCGGCAACCAUGCCGGUAAAAGAGAUUAAUUUGAGCUUUAACGAUUUGUAUUACGUGCAUCCGCAAGCUUUCUCGAACGUAACGGGUUCUUUGCACGUUAUCGAGUCGUCUUCUACAUUGUUCAGUGGUUAUUUCCCCUUCGAAAUAGACGAGGGAUUAGAAAAUCUCAGUUGGCUGUCGUACGAUAAUAACGAUUUCCAUAUCCUCAAGCUAUCAGACACCGCCGCGUUUCCAUAUUUGAAAUAUUUAAACUUGGACUAUAACAGGAUCGUAGACAUCGUCGUCGACUACCUAAAUAUUUCAAUUUCCCUCAGCGACUUGCGAGUCGCUUACAAUUUCAUAGGAGUAAUACACAGCAGAACUUUUGCGAAUAUGCUCGACUUAAGAAAUUUAGAUUUAUCUUACAACCGAAUCAACAACUUGACUAAGCACAGUUUCACGAACUUACCGAACUUGCGAUAUUUAUCUCUCGCGGGGAACAUAAUCGAUUCGAUGGAAGCGGAAGCCUUUGCUAAUUUACCCAAACUAGAAGUAUUAGAACUGCAGGGAAACAACUUCACAUAUUUAUCGCUCUCUUCGUUUCAUAACGUCUCCAAUGAAGACGUUACUUUUACGUUCAAUGUAAGUAAAAAUCAUAUCAGAUAUAUUGAUGGCGAGUCAAGAUUGCCUGUAAAUAUUUUUGAUGGGUCGUAUAACGACAUGCAAGAAGUGCCAAACGAUUUCUUUAUUGCAAUAGAAACAUCCGUAAGACACAUUAUAUUGUCUCAUAAUAAACUUAUCCACAUAUCGAGUGAAGCUUUUGGGGAAGCGGUGUAUUUAGAAAUAUUAGACUUGCAUAAAAAUAGCUUAAACAAUAUAAAAAGAAAAUCGUUUAAUAGCUUAGUCUCCUUACAGAUACUAGAUUUAUCUUACAAUAUACUUUCUCAAUUAUCUGUAGAACAAUUUUAUAAUUUGAAUAAAUUGAGAUAUAUAAAAUUGGACCAUAAUAAUUUAAGGCUUUUACCUAGAGAUGUAUUUAAAAACACCAUCAUAGAGCACUUGGAUUUGAGUUUUAAUGAAAUAUCGCUGUUCCCGCUGACGGCGCUCUCCCAGAUUGGAUUCACACUGAGAUACCUUGACCUGUCUCAUAACCGGAUAGAAUAUCUGGAUAACAGUAUAUUCCGUAACACGCAGUUUUUAUUGAACCUGAAUCUAGGUCACAAUUUGCUAACUGUGCUGUCGGAUAACACAUUUUCGAGUCUGGGAGGGCUGCGCCAGCUGGACCUUAGCUUCAACUCGGUGAAGGCAAACUUCAAGGAACUGUUUCACAACCUCCCCAACUUGAGGCAUUUGAAUCUUGCAAAUGUAAGUUUAAAGUCAGUGCCUUAUCUACCUUUGACGAACUUAACGAGUCUCAAUUUGACUUCAAAUUACAUAAACAGUUUUAAGGAGACUGAUGUUAAACGGCUAGUGAAUCUUCGCCACUUAGACCUUAGUCAUAAUCGUCUUACCUCUUUAGUGCCAAAGAUGUGGUUUCAUUUAAAUAAUUUGAACGUUCUAGAUAUCUCAUGUAACCCUAUAGUAAGAAUCACGCCAAAUAGUUUCAAGUGGUUGCAUAACUUAUCUCAUUUAAAUUUAAAUGGGCUCAAAUACUUAGACAUAGUCGACCAAGAUUCCUUCCGUCCCUUAAUCUCAUUGCGUUCCUUGCAUCUCCAGUCGUGGUCAUCGAUCAACCAUUCCACUUUCCGCUUAUCUAACAUCACCUCCUCCCUCCCGUCGCUGUAUAAACUAGUGAUAGACUGGACGGACGAUGUAAUGGACACGCAGCUACACGGAAUUGAUGCAAGGAAUCUCCGCUAUUUAGAAAUAAGGGGAGGCAGUUUGCGGAGGAUAUCGGACGAGGCGUUCGAGCCAUUUGCCGACAGCCAAGAGAUAUUUAUCAGGAUUACGAAGACGUCGCUAACGAAACUGCCGACUGCGUUUAUGAAGCACCUCGGCCAAGUUCCGCAGUUGGGCGUCGACAUAAGUUAUAACCAACUCACAUCGCUUAAUCCGGCUAUCUUCUAUCCAAAUUUCACGAGCUGGAGUCACGUCGCCACAAAAUUGCUAUCAGGUGGUUUGAUUUUGACGGGGAACCCGUUGCGGUGUGAGUGCGAGUUAGCGUGGCUUGGGGCGUGGCUGCGACGUUGGCUGCAGGAGAACGACGCGGGCGCAGAGUUGCGGCGCGCCGUGCGCAGUGCCACCUGCAAGGACCAGCUCGGCCGCCGCGUACCCUUAUUGCAACUACGUGCAGACGAGGCCGAGUGUCACGCCAGCGCGCUAUCCAGCGACGCACAACCACAUUAUUCAGACGUAGUUUACACUCUCGUCGUCGCCAUAUGGACACUCCUCUUCAGAUGAUAGUAUAACGUAGUCGUAAGUUACUCGUGCAUAUUGUAAAUAUGUUUCAUCACACCUAGUGUUUGCGCAUUCGACAGACAGUGGCCCCGAUUCCUACAGACACCUCCUAAUUUUACUUUAAGUUAUACAUGUCAUUUUCUUAUCCACCGAAAAGGAAAGAGACGGAUGAUUGACAGCUCUUAAUUUUAGGAAGGAUUAGUAAAUGAAUGAAUAUCCCGGGCGAAUCAAAAAGGUAUCUCGCUGUUAUGCAAACCGUUUGACGUGUGCUGUCAACAUGAUUCUGUCGAAUUAUUGGCCAAUAUAAAAUUUUUAGACGGUUGUUUUAGAUUUGUGCGUAAAAUUGACAUGUGUUCCAUAAAUUUUAUGCUUGUCGAUUACCCGUCCCUUUCCUUUUCGGCGAAUAAGAAAAUGAUAUAUAUAACUUAAAAUAAAAUUAGAUGGUGUUUAUAGAAAUUAGCACCAGUAGUUACUUUAAAUACCAUUUUAUACACUGUACAUUUUAACUUUUAAUAUAGACGAGUAAAAUAGGUGAUGUAGAUAGUAAAACGUGGAACACUUGCGCGGUCUGACACCAUGUUAGCGGCAACAUCACAUUUACAACUUGACGCUACAUACGGACCCAACUACGACCACUUGAAUAAAUUUACAUACCCCUGAAACAACGCCGACUUCAGGCGUGAGUUAUUAGAAAACAACCUUAACAAACGUUGUUACCUUCGCUGUGUUGAAUAAGCAAUAUUGGUUACAGGAAUUGCGUACCUUUCCGUUUUUUACUGGCCGAGUGAAAUGUUAACGGUAGACCGAAAUUUUAUACAAAUAACAAAGGCAUUUCAUUGUACUAUAUAUUUAACAGAACAGGUAGUGUUUUUAUUCGGUCGGUCCGUAUAUACCGCGCACCAGCAGUGAAUAGUAACAGUCAUUAUCAAAAUGUUUAUAGUGUUACACGCUGCCAACAACUGUGGUUUAGUGCGGGCGAUCGCAGUUUUACAGUCCACUUCGUAAAAUAAAACAUUCCAGUAUGUUAAAGUUAAGGUUUCUCCAACUUCAGUGAUAGUAUCUUUAUAAGUUGGUCUAGUCGAUUCGUCGAGUUUUGCUCAGUACCAAAGAAUGUAUGAAAAGUUCCUGAAAAGGUUUGGUAACUGCAAAAUAAAAUAACGCAAAUCCGACUUUCUUUCCCCGAGUACUUAAGCCUGCGCAAGUUAAGCGGUCAAAACCUUUUUCGGGACACUUUUCCCAAUUUCUUUGUCUGAUUCGCUAUCACUAUACCUGUUUGCGAGACCCGUUACUCACCCUUUGUAAACUAAACGACUUUAAC